Messenger RNA from Micropterus dolomieu (smallmouth bass), 1014 nucleotides. RefSeq names its product isoamyl acetate hydrolyzing esterase 1 (putative) (gene iah1). The record is from RefSeq and is a predicted model, not a curated record. Lineage: Eukaryota; Metazoa; Chordata; Actinopteri; Centrarchiformes; Centrarchidae. The transcript has 6 exons. Gene Ontology annotation, molecular function: hydrolase activity, acting on ester bonds. The coding region runs from base 63 to 791 and encodes 242 amino acids.
CCGGCUCCCCUUAACCGGAAGUUCGGGUUGUUCUGCAGUCAGUUCCUACUUUCUUUUUCAAGAUGUCCAAGUACAAAACAGUAAUUUGGCCUAAAGUGAUUUUAUUUGGGGACUCCAUCACACAGUUUUCCUUUCAAGCCAAUGGCUGGGGUGCAGAAAUUGCCAACAAAUUAGCAAGAACGUGCGAUGUUGAAAACAGAGGACUGUCUGGCUACAACUCCAGAUGGGCCAAGAUAGUUCUUCCUCGCCUCAUCGACACCCAAAACCCAGCAGACAACAACAUAGCUGCUGUCACUGUCUUCUUUGGAGCCAACGACUGCGCACUGGAAGAUAAAAACCCCCAACAGCACGUCCCCCUGCAGGAAUAUUCAGAGAACCUGAAGGCGAUCACCAGGCUCCUGGCGUCAGCUGGAGUGUCAGCAGACAGAGUCAUCUUCAUCACUCCUCCACCUCUUCAUGAGCCAGCCUGGGAGAAGGAGUGCAUUUUGAAAGGAUGUGCUCUCAAUCGCCACAACUCUGUAGCUGGCCUGUAUGCCCAGGCGUGCGUCCAGACUGCUGGCGAGUGUGGUACAGACGUCUUGGACCUCUGGACACUCAUGCAGAAAGAUGGACAGGAUUACACAGCCUACCUGUCCGACGGACUGCAUCUCUCAGAGAAGGGAAACAAGUUUGUGGCUGAGAAGCUGUGGAGGCUUCUGGAGAGUCGUGUGACUGACCUUCCCUUUCUCCUGCCCUACUGGGGAGACAUCGAUGCCAAGAGCCCCGAGAGCAGCCUCCUCUGUGACCAGUGAAGGAGAGGACGUUGGAAAAACAUCUUCCAUUAAGGUCCUACAAGGCUGAUUAUUCUGUGGAGAACAUAACACUCAGCGGCAUUCAUGUGUUGCACUUGUUAAACUGCGAGCCAGACACGACUGCAUUCCGGUUAUGAAACCAUGAAGCAGCUGUGAUGUGUAUAUGUCAAAUGCAAGACCAUGUAUUCAAGUUUAAAAUGCACAAUAAAGAUUUUUAUUUUGA